Rotaria sp. Silwood1 is the source of this 1983-nucleotide messenger RNA. The record is from the annotation of a GenBank genome assembly. Lineage: Eukaryota; Metazoa; Rotifera; Eurotatoria; Philodinida; Philodinidae.
AUGAACGAUAGUACUAAUAUUGCAACAGCCACUAAUGGUUAUAUCAAUCCUUUUGAUACAGGUGACAAUUCUUGGAUGUUAACAUCAACCGUAUUAGUAUUAUUAAUGACACCUGCACUGGCAUUUUUCUAUGGUGGUAUGGUCGAUCGAAAGAAUAUUUUAAAUCAACUAUUUUUAUCGUUUAUUUGUAUGGGUAUCAUAACUGUACAAUGGGUUCUCAUUGGUUUUUCAUUUGCAUUUGGUCCACCUGUAAGCAAAGGUUUUGGAUCAUUCGGUUGGUCAGUUUUACGUUUUGGUGAAGUCGAAAAUAUAGACUAUAGUCCUACAUAUUCUCUAUUGACAUUUUGUAUGUAUCAGUGUACAUUUGCAAUUAUUACACCAGCUCUUAUUUCUGGUUCUAUUGUUGGUCGAAUGAAAAUGAUUCCAUAUAUGAUAUUCAUAUUUAUUUGGACGACAGUCUGCUAUGAUCCAAUGGCACAUUGGGUUUGGGGUAGCAAUGGAUGGUUGAAAACUUUGGGAACACUCGAUUUUGCUGGUGGAACUGUUGUUCAUAUCCUUUCGGGUGUAUCUGGUUUUACAGCGUCGAUUAUUUUAGGAAAACGACACGAUUAUGAUCCAUACAGUACUUCUGCUCAUAAUCUUCCGUUUACAAUUUUGGGAACGUGCCUUUUGUGGGUAGGUUGGAACGGAUUCAAUGGGGGUUCUGCAGGUUCUGCCAGUGAUGUAGCAGCUAUGGCUGUAGUCAAUACAAAUACAGCUGCUGCUUCAGCAUUGGUAACAUGGGUAGUGAUCGAUGCCAUACGUGGUCACAUAUCAAUUUCAGGCGCUUGUACGGGUUCUAUUGUUGGUCUUGUAUCUGUUACACCAGCUUGUGGUUUUGUUCAACCUGGCUGGGCAUUACUUAUCGGCAUUAUUGGAGCGGCCAUUGUCUAUUGUCUUUUGUUGCUCAAGCGAUAUAUGCGAUUCGAUGAUACACUAGAUGUUGCUAUUGUUCAUGGUUGCGGUGGUAUAUCUGGUGCUUUUAUGACCGGACUAUUUGCUGAAAAAUGGGUUAAUUCAAGUGGUGGUGCUAAUGGUGCAUUUUACGGACAUCCGAUUCAACUUUGGUAUCAAAUUGCAGGCAUUCUUACUGCUAUUGGUUUCGCUUCUGUCUGUACAGCCGGGAUUCUACUUCCAUUACACUUUACCAUUGGUAUUCGAUUAGCGCAUGACGAUGAACUUACAGGACUUGAUAUAGCAGCUCAUGGCGAAAAAUGGGAAGCGGCUGCAAAUCGUGCUGCUGCAGAUCUUGUCCAACAAAUGCGAGAAAAACAAGAACAAGAUGGAAACGGAGUCGAUUAUGAGAACGACAAUGGAACUUUUGAGCUGUCAUAUAAACCUGCCAAUGCCGAUGCCAAACCGAUCACAAUACAAUAUUCUGCUCUAAGUGCAUUACCACCUAUUAAUUUUCGAAAUUUUUCAGAAGAUGCAUUACCAUAUGCACAAUUAAUGUGUCUUGAUAAAAUGUUAUUAACUGUAAGUAUUGCUGGUCUUGAAAGAUCAGCCGAUUCAUCAUUGUCAGUUGUAAAUGCAAAUGUAGUAGCAAAUAUUAAUGCUGAAUCUGCGCUUGAACAUGAAGAUUAUCGAACAAAAUGGUCACAAAUUCGACAACUUUAUCAUACUGAAUUGGAAGAAAAAAACAAUCACAUGUUAACAAUCAUGAACGGUAUUGAAAAAGAAAUUCAUGGUUUAACAUCACGAAAAAUGUUCAACAUGUAUCGUUUCGAUCAAAUGUAUCUUGCUAUUCGACCUGCUCAUCUUCAAUUAGAUGGAAAAAUAUAUUAUGUUGAUCCAAAUUCACCUAUAAUAUAUUCAAAUCAUUUUAUCGAAGGUCGAUCUAAGUCUAAUCCAACAAAAUAUUAUCAUGAUGUUGACAUAAAAUUAAAAAUCGAUAAUAUACGAACGGCUAUCAUUCCUUCUUCUCUGAAUCAUAAUAUUUCAUGA